This is a messenger RNA of Acanthosepion pharaonis, 1014 nucleotides long. Lineage: Eukaryota; Metazoa; Mollusca; Cephalopoda; Sepiida; Sepiidae. The record is from the annotation of a GenBank genome assembly.
AUGCACACAACACCGGCUCCACCAACAGCAGAAAACAAGCAACAAAAAUUACGAUUACAUCAGUGCAUCUCCAAUCCCAGAAGUCCGAUUCUUUUUACUUCCUUGUUUGUUUAUUGGGUUGGGGGUAUCUAUCUAUCUAUCAAUAUAUCUAUCUAUGGCUUCUCAUUAUCUAUCUAUCUAUCUAUCUAUCUAUCUAUGUCUUCUCAUAUCUAUCUAUCUAUCUAUCUAUCUAUCUAUGGCUUCUCAUCUCUAUCUAUCUAUCUAUCUAUCUAUCUAUCUAUCUAUCUAUCUAUGCCUUCUCAUAUCUAUAUAUCUAUCUAUCUAUGGCAUCUCAUAUCUAUCUAUCUAUCUAUCUAUCUAUGGCUUCUCAUAUCUAUCUAUCUAUCUAUCUAUCUAUCUAUCUAUCUAUCUAUGCCUUCUCAUAUCUAUCUAUCUAUCUAUCUAUCUAUCUAUCUAUCUAUCUAUCCUAUUCUUUUCGUAUCUAUUUAUAUGAACACCUUCUUCUUUUCUGUUUUAUUGUUCUCUUUCUUUCUUUCUUUCUUUUUUUCUCCCUUCUUCUUCUUCUUCUUCUUCUUCUUCUUCUUCUUCUUCUUCUUCUUCUUCUUCUUCGACAUAGGUUCUUCAUUAUCUAUCUAUCUAUCUAUCUAUUUUAGUCUCUGCAUAUCUAUCUUAGCCGCUUCAUUUCUAUCUAUCUAUCUAUCUAUCUAUCUAUCUAUCUAUCUAUGUACGUCUUCAUAUGUACUUCUUCUUUUCUUUCUUUUUUCUUUCUUUUUUCAUCGCCAUAGUUUUUUUUCUUCUUAUCCUCCAUUGCCAUGUUCUUGUUUAUUCUUUCUUUUUACUUUUUUGCCUCGACUCCAUUUACUUUCUUCGUCUUGUUCUUCGUGUUUUCAAUCUUUUCAUUCUAGUCGAAAACAUCUCUGCAGUCUCUUUACGCCCUUAAUCGAUAAACACUUUCCUCUCCUUUCUUUCUUUCUUUCUUUCUUUCUUUCUUUCUUUCUUUCUUUCCCACCUUGA